Messenger RNA from Symbiodinium necroappetens, 955 nucleotides. Lineage: Eukaryota; Dinophyceae; Suessiales; Symbiodiniaceae. The record is from the annotation of a GenBank genome assembly.
GCACCGUGGCGACGUAGAAGCUGCGGCGGAGGCGCUGCUUCAAGAACAGGAGGUGGAGGUCGAGGGCUACCAUCCCGCCACACCAAGGACACCGCCUGAAGUUCUUGAGGUGGAAGACCACCAGCCGCCGGCUGCACCGAAGACACCGCCUGAGAUUGUCGAGGCUGGACAUGUCCCAGAGACCUCGGCGCGAGCGAGUCGAAGCCCGAGCGGAAGCCCCCCGAAGAAGCGGAGGCGUUGCGGGAGCUUGGAAGAAGACUCCGGCAGGAGUCUGGUCGACGAGGUCGGCGAAGCGGUGCUCGCGCUGCCCGCGGACAGGGACGCUUCUGCAGCUGCAGCAUCCUCAGAAACCGCCAGCUCCCUCGGCGUGGACACUUUCGCUCCACGGCUGGAGUUCGCCUCUGCAUCCUUUGGCCCACUGCGGCGGAAACCUGUGCGGGUUCGCCAGGACCCUGACCUUCACGCGAGGGUGCCCGAGAUGACUCGAGCCUCGGUGCCCGGUGUGGAGACAUGGAAAGGGGAGCGAGGGCAGAAGCGGGUGCUGGACAUGCUCUCAGAUUGCUACAUGCAGGGAUUGUGGAUGCUUGGCCCACCCUCUGCUCCGGCUAACAAGGAGAUCGUUCCGGCUUUCCGCCACAUCUUUGCCACCAUCCGGCCGUUGGGUGCAGAGGAUCCCAAGCGGGUUCGCAUCCUUCGCACCCUGGCGGAGGCGUGCCAAGAUUGCCAGCAGGUCCAAGCACGAGAGAUCUUGCGCAUCUUCGGGGACUUGACGGCGCAGAAUGAGACCUUCGAGUCCCAGUUGAAGUAUUCGCUGCUGAGGCAGAAGGAGGGCGCCUUGAAUCGCUUCAUCAGCAUGAAGCACGAGUGCUGCGACAAGGACCACACCGAGGUUCAGCCAUGGCAGCAGCGACCACACCUCCUCAGCGGCUACCUCGAGCGUAGGCCACGGUGCUAG